This is a messenger RNA of Drosophila yakuba, 1361 nucleotides long. RefSeq names its product WD repeat-containing protein 89. The transcript is spliced from 3 exons. The record is from RefSeq and is a predicted model, not a curated record. Gene Ontology annotation, molecular function: protein binding. The coding region runs from base 75 to 1310 and encodes 411 amino acids. Lineage: Eukaryota; Metazoa; Arthropoda; Insecta; Diptera; Drosophilidae.
GCUAGCUUUAGUCUAGCUAAACUGCCAUCGCUGUCGCCUUUAAUGCACGUGCGGCAAAUCAACAAUAAACAAGAAUGAGCGAUUUUAACAAGUAUUGCGAAGAAGCUGCGAAAGAGGAGCUGCCGGACUCGGAAGACGAGGAAGACAUCGGCGACGAGGACACUUGCAGUGCACAGGAUCUUGCCGCCGAGUUCCAGCUGAAGUACCAUCCGCAGGACGAAGUCAGCGUGUCCUUGCAGCGUGAAUAUGUGCUUAGCUUGGCAGCGGACCAGGAGUUCUCGCGGAUUGCCGCCGGCCUGUCCAAUUCAGCAGUGCACAUCUACAAUUUGGAUUCGGGAGCUCGGAAACUGGAGAACUUUAGCUACCUGCCGCCCACAGAAUCUCCGCAUCGCGUAAGCAUCUGCGGCGUCCGCUUCCUGGACGAGGGACCACACAACAUCCUGGUGGGCACCACCGAUGGCUACGUGCGCCUCUACGAUCUGCGCCUUAGGGGCGAACAGGCGAGGUUCAAAUACACGCAGCACCCUGAGGUGCCUCCGGUGCCCAAGUCGCUUUCGUGCUUCGACAGGAACGCCAACGGCCGGAUCAUUUGCUGCGGCACCGAACAGUUUCACAGCAACGCGUUCCUGGUGUUCUUCGAUGUUCGGGAGCGGAAACAGAUGGGCGUCUACUUCGACAGCCACGAGGACGACAUCACCUCGGUGCGGUUCCAUGGCCAGAAUCCGGACCUGCUGGCCACAGGCAGUGUGGACGGUCUAGUAAAUGUGUUCGAUGUGAAGGAGCCGGACGAGGACGAAGCACUGCUUAAUACCUUCAACACGGAGAGCAGUGUGGCCCGGUUGGCCUGGCACAAGAACGCCUACGACAAGGACAUCGUAUCCUGCGUCACGACCACCGGCGAUUUCAAGAGCUACGAGUGCGAGGAGGGCGACGAGCUGUCAUCCUUCGUGCGGCCGGACGUCACGGCGGCUAUACGGAGAAGGAAAGCGGCAAACUUCAACUUGAUAAAUGCCCACAACCAGGAAGACGGAGGAGUCUUUCUGCUGGCGGGCACGAACUUUAAUAAGGGCGAGAUCCUGCGCUCCGUUAGCAUUACCUCCAAGAACAGCCUCCAGCCAUUGGCCAACUUCCACGGAAACAAGCAGAUCGUCAGAGACAGUCUUUUUGAUGCGAAGCGCGGUUUGCUUUUUACGGGCGGUGAGUCCGGCAUUGUUACGGUUUGGGCACAGGACGCAAGUGGGACAGCGGUCGGCGGUGAAAAACUGAAGGUCAGGAAGGAGAAGAAGUCUCGCAAGCAGGCGCCAUAUUAAAUGUGUAUUUAUGUUCUUAAUAAAGGUUUCCUAAAUAAUUCAAAAUUUAAA